Molecule: messenger RNA, 2358 nt
Organism: Suillus clintonianus
Lineage: Eukaryota; Fungi; Basidiomycota; Agaricomycetes; Boletales; Suillaceae
Exons: 11
Coding region: 94-2184 (696 amino acids)
Molecular function (GO): RNA binding
Source: RefSeq, a predicted model, not a curated record
UUUUCUCUACCUUCCCGUACACGUGUUUUUCCACCGGAUCUUUAAGCGUUCACAUAUCAGCUCGCCUUACCCUCCACCCUCAGUAAAAGAAAAAUGAACCGUCACCAUCCAUAUGGAGGAGUUUACGAUAAUUCCGCCAACAGAAGAGGCGGCCCACCAGGGCCUGGGCCGGAUAGAUCUUAUCAUCACAGAGGAGGUGGGGCGCCUCGUGGAAGAGGAUUCGGCCGUGGCCGAGGAGGCCAAGGUGGUCAGGGCGGCCAAGGUGCUCAAAGUGGUCAAGGCGGCCACUUUGGCAAUUACGAUGGCGGUGUCUCCAACGCAUAUGAUCAAGGGCCGCCUCAAGGCGAUAUGGGCCUCUACAAUAAUUACGACACUGGCUCGCAAGAUCCCUUCUACCAGAACGGCAGUGGUAAUUAUGGUAGUGGAAUGCCCUCCGCUCAGUUCAAUGCCCCAACCCAGUCAGAUGGUUUUGCCCAGGGCUAUGGUAAUUAUGAAGACGGUUCCGACGGCAACUUUGACGAUGGUGGAUUUGGUAUGCGACCUCAGAAGCGAACUGUGCGUCGAGAACGGGAUGACAAAGUCCACGAUUCGAUAAUUGAAGAGCGAAUCCAACGCGAGCGUCCCUGCCGUACUUUGUUUAUACGCAACAUUAAGUAUGAGACGAAUAGUGAGGACGUCCGUCGUUCAUUCGAAGAGCAUGGAGAUAUCAAGACUUUUUUCGAUCUCAUUGCAACGCGGGGAAUGGUUUUCGUGACCUUCUACGAUAUUCGCGCAGCCGAGCGUGCUAGGGAUCGUCUGCAGGGUUCUGAGAUAAGUGGACGGCCCAUCGAUGUCCAUUAUUCUCUUCCGCGCGAUGACCAAAAGCAGGGCGGCGAUCGUGACAAAAAUCAGCAAUUUCAGGGCAACCUGAUCGUCACACUUAAGGACUCUGUGCAGGCUAUCGAUGACAACGAAGUCAGACGUAAAUUUCAACAGUUUGGCGACGUCAAGUCUGUCACGCCUGUCGGUGAUCGAUCUGAUCAGCGUUAUGUUGAAUUCUAUGAUAUAAGGGCAUGCGACGAGGCCUUCGAUCGUCUCCGUCACCAAGGGUUGCAAGACGGAACCAUGGAUGUCACCUAUGCAUGGGAAGAGUCUGAGAUUUCUGGUCCUCCUACUCAGCGCCGUGAGCAAAGAUUUGACGGUGGUGGACGGGACUGGGAUGAUGGCGGUGGGCGUGGAUUUCGAGGCCGGGGUCGGGGCAGGGGCCGCGGCGGUGGUGGCCGAGGCCGCGGCUCGUUUGACGAUUGGGACCGGCGUGAUGACUUUGGCAGGGACCGUGAUCGCGGCCGAUUUGAAGAUGAUUUCAGGGGUGGUGGGCGCGGCGGCGGCCGAGGUGGCUACGGAGACAGAUUUGAUUCCCGCGGUUCUCUCUCGAGUGGGCUUGGUUCGGGUUCUGGUUCGUAUAACGAGCCGGCGAACGUGCCUCCGUAUAACCAAUCCCCGCCAGCAAUCUCUCAGUACAACCAGCCCCCGCCAGCAGCCACUCAGUACAACCACCCCCCGCCACCAGCCACCCAGUACAACCCGCCCCCGCCAGCAGUCACUCAGUAUAAUCAGCCCCCGCCCCAGCCAGUGGCCACUCAGUACCAUCAGCCCCCACCAUCUGGUACACCAACUGGCACAGGGGAUCGGUUGGAGCAGGCUCGCAAAGUUCAACAGCUCCUUGCGGCACUGAAACAACCUCAGAAUAACACUGCACCACCUCCCACGAUGCAAUCGGGACCGCCAGCACCAGGACCUCCCCAGAGCACGCUUGGAAUGCCCCCUCCACCCCAACAUCAAAACCCAUACUAUGCACCACCGCCCGUUCAACAACCCGCAGCGCCCUAUCCUCCGUCUGGCCCUAGCUCUAACCCAUAUGCUCAGGUGCCUUCUCAGACAUCCACCCCUCAACCAGGGCAGAUUCACACUGGAAUGCCUGGCUUACCUCCAAAUAUCCUUGCAUUGUUACAACAGUCACAGGGUCAGCAGGGUCAAGGCAAUGCUCCCCAACAAAUGCAAUCGCAAUACGGAAUGCCUCCCCCGCCACCUCAGUCCAUGAUGUCCCCACCUCCCAUGUCUAGUAUGCCACCCGGUGCACCCCAGCCAGGAACUCCGAAUUACCAACAACUAAUGGCUAUACUUGCUUCGCAGAAAAGAUCCUAACUUAUGCAACCGAUGACUUCUUGAACUAUUGCUUGUCUGUUCUUGUGCUUUAUGCUACUAUUUUUCUGCGUCAUUUAUUUCUUUCAGGUCGUUUCCCUUGUUGCACUUGUCGUAAAAUGCCGUAUAGAUACGUAUUAUGUUGUGUACAUGCAUGCAGACUGUCGUUCCUCAGUG